UGACUCUGAUGAUUAUUCAGAUUAUGAGUCUGAUGAUGACGUCUCAUUGACGCCGUCGGCGGUUGAACAGCUCCGUGAAAGUGGUAUGAAUACAUUUCGUUUGAGUUGCUAUCAUUAUAUUAUUUAACCUUUGCUUACACCCAAUUAGAUAAAACACUGACAUACCCUCCAAAUCCAAAGGAUGUAGUCAGGCAAACCCCGGGAGGGCCUAUGACUUCUCUGUAUGACACUCGCUACUUUAUACCGCAGUGGGACGAACAAAUGUUAGGCCUGCCAUGGAGAGAGGAACGAAUCAAGUGGGAUUUCGAUAAUCCGCCCAAGCCUCUCCCAUUGACGGACCCUAUGAUGCAAGGCGCAUUCAAGUAUUGCGAACACUGCCAGUUGACUUGGCUCGUUGGACAUGACAAGCUGGAAGGCCAUCACCAUCCACAUCACCUCGCUUGGGACAUGGGAGAUUAUGGAUUAGACGCCCAUAGAUAUGGUUUGCCUAUGGAAUCAUCUCUCGUAAUUUUCGUCCACGGCGCCAGCAUUGCGCCAGGUAAACCAUCCAAGAGUCCGGUGGGAAAUUUGGCAGGUGUGGGGAUCUUCUUUGGCGAAGGUUCCAAGUACAAUCAAGCACUACCUUGCGGGGGUAUAACAAGUCCCCAGGACGCCGAAAUGGCCGAGCUUACUGCAGUCGACUAUGCCCUUGCGAUAAUGAAGACCUUCAUUCUCGAUGACCGCAAGGAAUUGUUGCUAGAAUUUGGGGAAGAGAAACGCGAAGCUAAACUCGAUGCGAAAAUAGAAAAAAAGAUAGCCAAGCUCGAGGCGAGGAGCUUAUCCAGGACCUUGCAGUCGGAUAUUUCUGCUCGCGCCGGACAAGUAGAUAUCCUUGACGACGACGACCUGGAAGAUGAUGAAAGCGACGAGGAGGAAGAUGCACUCGAGAAGUUGCCUUUCCGAGUCAUCAUUGUCUCGGACAAAAUCCAAGUUGUCGACAAUGUUUGCAAACACUACAAGGCAUGGACGGAGGAAGAUGGGAAGCUCGUUUCGAAAAAGGGCAAACCUAUCCAACACGGUGAAUUGUACCAAAAUAUGAUAUUCGACCAGAUGGAGGAGGAUUUUGACGUGUUCAUGAAGUGGUAUCACGUUCCCAAAGACCAGAACGGAGGAGCCGUGGAAUUGGCAAAGGACGCUCUUGAAGGGAAGUUUGUUGGAUUUGGAGUUGAAUGGGGAUUCGAAGCGCCGAAAGAUUAGGCACCUAGAUGAAUAGGCCAUCUUCGUUUGAAGCUACAAACCGCGGAAGGGGUUAGUGUGAUGCUACAUCGCCCAUCAGUUACUGUCAGAUAAGCGCCAACAAAUGUAUGAAAGGAGACUUGUGGGGGGUCAGGCAGCGUCAUUGCCAACAUUGUAUUCGUAGAAAUUGAUGUGACCAU
Molecule: messenger RNA, 1415 nt
Organism: Annulohypoxylon maeteangense
Lineage: Eukaryota; Fungi; Ascomycota; Sordariomycetes; Xylariales; Hypoxylaceae
Exons: 1
Coding region: 211-1236 (341 amino acids)
Molecular function (GO): nucleic acid binding
Source: RefSeq, a predicted model, not a curated record